Messenger RNA from Pygocentrus nattereri (red-bellied piranha), 2509 nucleotides. It is a transcript of the gene zbtb32, whose product is annotated as zinc finger and BTB domain containing 32. Gene Ontology annotation, cellular component: nucleus. Bases 313 to 1782 code for a protein of 489 amino acids. The record is from RefSeq and is a predicted model, not a curated record. Gene Ontology annotation, biological process: regulation of transcription by RNA polymerase II. The transcript has 5 exons. Gene Ontology annotation, molecular function: RNA polymerase II cis-regulatory region sequence-specific DNA binding; DNA-binding transcription factor activity, RNA polymerase II-specific; protein binding. NCBI's taxonomy places the organism in Eukaryota, Metazoa, Chordata, Actinopteri, Characiformes, Serrasalmidae.
UGACCUUUUGCAAGAGCCCGGUGCAUACGCUGUUAGUCACUAUUGAGGAGACGAGCAUAGAGCACUAGCAGCUGUGAUCAACAACUCUGUAAUUAUAUGAUCAGUAAAGGUGAUUUGCCGUUAAUCGAUGACUUGGCUUAUUUGCGUAGGGAUCAGAUAGUAAUCAAGGGCUUACACUGUAGGAAGUACACAACGGGUUGAAUGGAGAUUCCCAGCACAUGGUCCAUCCUGAACACCUUACCCAGUGUACCUCUUCCACCCUGCUGUUCCUCUUCCAUUCUCAGCUAUCCCCUCAUUCCAGAGUGAGUUGAGAUGAUCCGUAUUUACAACCCCCACCGUUUGCCCUACAUGCGUCAGGCAGAAACAUUCCUACGGGCAGGUACUUUAUGUGACACUGUCCUCAUGUCGGAUGGGCACGUUUUCAAAGCUCAUGCCUUGGUGCUAGCCUGGGCCAGCAAGAACCUUGAGCGGCAGCUGACCAGUCAAAAUCCAGGCACAGGCUAUCACUGUAGUGUUGAUAAUGUUUCCCCCCACACGCUUAAGCAAAUCUUGGACUAUGUGUACAGUGAAUGGGUGGACAUCCCUGAUGGGGAUCUUCCAGAGCUUCUGAGUGGGGCUCAGCAUCUGGAGAUUCAGUCACUUGUGGAGCAGUGUCAGAAUCAGGUGGAGAUCCUAGAGAGGGUUAAAGAUGCAGAGCAGAGGCUGUCUCCCAACGUUGAAAUAGGGCAUUGUGAUUCAGAGGCAUGCAAGAAAAUCCCCUCUUCUGAUGAGGCAUCCCCCAUUAGUUCUUCUUUAGAUUCACCACCUGUGACACAUUCUGACCAUGAAAGGUCACAGCCUGUCUCUAGUCCAUCACCUCCCCCGCCACAGAAGCCUCCCUUGUCCAUGGUCAUUCCACCUACUGCAGCUUCCAGAGAUGUCACAGGCUCUAGUUUGCCCACACCACAAGGCCCAUCCUCCACACUCCACUGGCCACCACUAAAUCCUUCACGCCGGAUGGUCCUCAGUUAUAGAGACCUCAUGGCAGUCCACACCUUUCGGGCCUCCCAGCAUAUGGUUGCCUGUUCCUAUCCCACUCCCAUGUACCCCUUCUUUCACCGCUCCCUCCAGCACCAGGUGCCUACCUCUCUGCUGGGCUACCCUGGCCUAGUACAUCCCUACCAUCAUCUGCUCCGCCCUGGCCCUCUGGCCUUGGAUAGUCCGACAGGACAAGGCCUCAAGGGGAAGAAUGAUUCCAUCAGUGCAGUGCUGGAUGGAGCAGCACAGGACAGAGAAAGCAAGCCAAAAGUGCAAUCGGAAAGGGAGAUGCUUUGUAGACACUGCAGCAAGCCGGCUGUUGAAAGCUCAUGGAGGCAGGCAUCCAGGACUGCAACUUCAGGUUCGGAGGAGGCGUAUCAUGGGUGUAAGUUCUGUAAGAGAGGUAUGCGGGAGAAGCGAUCGCUGCGGUCACUCAGGAGGGGUCUCGGGGGUGAGAAACCCUACCAGUGCAAACACUGCAGCAAGAGAUUCAGCCUGAAACACCAACUGGAUACACAUCUCAGAGUACACACAGGUGAGAAGCCUUUUGAGUGCAGGCUGUGUGGCCAGCGAUCGCGUGACUACUCAGCCAUGAUCAAACACCUGCGCACACACGGUGGGGCCACACCCUACCAGUGCACUUUGUGCUUGGAGUUCUGCAGCAGCCUGGCCACCAUGCAGAAGCACUUGAAGGGCCACCCCACCCAGGAUUUUCCACCAAAUUGGAACCUGAGCAGCACCUACCUCUACACCUGCCACACUUAGGAUCCAGCACUCCCGGACAAGUCAAGGUCACUGUCUUACAGUGGUGAAAGAUGAAAAGAUACAAUAUAACAUAAAUCUUAUAUUGUAUUAUAUUAUUUUAUAUUAUAAUAUAUUACUUUUACUUAUUUUAUUAAACAAGGUUUUGUAAAAGACGUAGCUUUUCUAUAAUGCAACAUAUAUGUCUGCAAAGGUCAAAAUAUUAUUCUGAAUACGUAUCUCCUGAAGGACUAGUACUAAGAACAAGUAAAAAUGGACAUCUCUCUCUCACUCUCUCUCUCGCUUUCUCUCACACCCAAAUUCUCUUACUUAUGAUGGAUAUUUAGAGUUGUGUUUAAUUUCACAUAAACCAGGAACUGAUCGCCCUUUUAAGACACUGUACCAGUGUAAACUAAAUUAGAACUAAGAUACCUAAAACAUAUUCAGAGUUUCAUGCCUCAUGGUUGCUGCUUGUAAUCCCUUUCCUUGCAUUUACAUAAAAUAACCAGGUGCCCUUUCAGUUUAGAAGUUUAUCACAGUGUCCUUCAAUCUGGAAUAUGUUCUCAUGCUAUUAUCGCUUUUGUGAUUUUUUUUUUAACAGUGGUGUGAAAGAUGUUAAAGCCAUUCUUAGUACUGAGUUCAUACAUGAGCCAUUUAUGGCUUGUACAUUUUAUGAAUUAAAGCAUUAUUAUUACCUUCAGGAAUAAAUAAAUGAAUGGAUGAAUGAGUGGAAAUAAAUAAAUAAAUAAAA